GAAUUCUCUGUUGAAGCGUGUGGUUGUUGCGGCCGGUAAAGGUGAUGAAAAAAACGAGAAAACAAACAAAAGUUGCUGUAAAAUUGUGUUAAAUAGAAAAUAAAUUGUUUGUGGCAAUUCUGGUAAUGUUUUAACUAUUCGUGUGUUAACAAUUUAUCGCUUUUCGCUAUACUAAGCGACGCCACUGUUAUUGGUCUGCGCUCUUAGCUGUUUUCUCUGCGCGUGUGCUUUGCUUUUUAUUUUCGUUGAUUCGAUUGUUUACGAAUUUGUGUGUGUGUUGAUAAAUGUAAAAAAACUAGCGAAAAAUUACAAUUGUUGAAUGAAAAUGCCACUGAAAGGCUGGAAAUUAACAACAAACAUGUUUAUUAAUAACAAAUCAGUGUUUCUGGCGCUGCUGACGCUGACAGCGCUGCUGCUGCGUGAUGGCAGCGGCGUCGCUGGCCAUUUAAAUGUGUUCCUGAAUCCCGAAGAAGUGAUGCGUUUGCUUGGUGUCUCAGCUGAGGUUUACUACGUUCGGGAUGGUCACAUCAACAACUACGCGCUGAACUUUAUCGUUCCGGUUCCGGCGAAUGUGAGGGAUGUGAGUUUCACGUGGCAAUCGUUGGCUGGAAGGCCUCUGGCCUACAGCCUGAAUGUGGUCAGCUCGGAUCCGGAGGUGUUGCCGCGUCCGACCGUGAAUGUGUCGCAGAUAGGCGAGAUUCCAACCCACAUACAGACCUGGGCAGUCGCUCUGCGGUGCAGUGGAGUGCGUGCCGCCGAGGUGGACCUCACGAUCAGCCUGGAGGUGAUUCUAAAUCGUGUGUUGAACAAUGUAACGCAUCUGGUGUUCCGGCGCAAGAAGAUCUGUCUGCUGAGCGAGAGCGACGAGGAGCAGCAACAGAUGCUGGCCAAUGAUCAGGAUGAUCCACAGUUGCUGGAGACGGUGCUGCCCCCGCCCACGGGAUUAAUCACACUUGUGGUGGGCGUGACGGUGGCGAUGACAGCCGUCUGUGUCCUCCUGGUGAUUGCGUAUUGUGUUCGUGGAGCGGCGGCCAAGAGACAACAUCAUCAGCAUGGUGGACAACCGAUGCGCACCUCCAGCUUCCAGAGACUGAACACUCAGCCGCCUUGCCAGUCCUCCAUGGGCUCAGCUGCCUAUAUGACGCCCUCGUUGAUUGCCCCGGUGCAUGCCUCUUCUCUGCCCCGGAAGGUGCCCGUCUCCGUGGAGCAACAGCAGCCGGAGGAACUGCAUCGUCGCAUCUCCGAGUUGACCGUGGAACGCUGCCGUGUCCGACUCUCCAGUCUGCUGCAGGAGGGCACCUUUGGCCGUGUCUAUCGAGGCACCUACAACGACAGCCAGGAUGUGCUGGUCAAGACGGUGGCCCAACAUGCCAGCCAGAUGCAAGUGCUGCUCCUGCUGCAGGAAGGCAUGCUCCUCUAUGGCGCUUCUCAUCCGGGAAUACUCUCGGUUCUCGGUGUCUCCAUCGAGGAUCAUACAACUCCAUUCGUUCUCUAUCCCGCCCUCAACAACACCCGCAAUCUGAAGCUCUUCCUCUUGGAUCCAGCUUGUGCUCGCACUGUAACCACCAUUCAGAUUGUCAUGAUGGCCUCACAACUGUCCAUGGCAUUGGAUCAUCUGCACAGUCAUGGUGUGGUGCACAAGGACAUUGCCACAAGGAACUGCAUCAUUGAUGAUCAGCUGCGUGUGAAGCUCUCCGACAGUUCGCUCUCCCGUGAUCUGUUUCCGGCGGACUACAACUGCCUGGGCGACAGUGAGAAUCGCCCGAUCAAGUGGAUGUCCCUCGAGGCGCUGCAGCAUAAGCAAUUCUCAGAGGCCAGCGAUUCUUGGGCCUUUGGUGUGCUCAUGUGGGAACUCUGCACAUCCGCCAAGCAACCCUACGCUGAGGUGGAUCCCUUUGAAAUGGAGCACUAUCUAAAGGACGGUUAUCGUCUGGCGCAGCCUUUCAAUUGCCCCGAUGAGCUCUUUACAAUUAUGGCUUAUUGCUGGGCUCUACUUCCCGGAGAGCGUCCCACUUUUGCACAGCUGCAAUCCUGUCUCUCGGAUUUCUAUUCACAGAUCACUCGUUACGUCUAAAAAGAAGCAAAAAAUAUAACUUAUCUUAAAGUUUGAGACGCGCACUUGAAAAGCGGCGUGUCUAGUCCAUUUAACUGAUCGAACGGCCCUCGAAUUCCUCAACAUCUUUUUAACCAUAGUUAGCUGAAGUCCCUUUAGUCUAUAAACGGAUUGUUGAACUGCCAAAUCUAAUAUUUAGAGUCUCAAUUGGGCAAACUUUUGGUAUUGUAUAUAUAGAAAAACUAUUUAUAUUUUAAGUUCAAAUCAAAGACUCACAUACAUAUAAUAACCACACACUCACACACAUACAUAUGCAGAGAUUCGCGACUUUAAUAUGAAAUUGCAGAUGGUUUUUAAUGCAAUUUCAAUAGAGUUUUUACAUAUGAACUAACAAAUCUAGCAAAAGAACCUUAAACCGAAAUCAAAUAUAGUGAUAUUUAUCUAUACAAUUUACAUAUACAUUAUGUAGUUUAUAUUAGUGUAAUAAGUUUUUUAAGCGUAUACCUAAACAUAUGAUAAUAAUACACAUAUUUAUAAAGAACAACAGCCGCACAAUAAUAUAUGGGUAAUAGAAAUUUAUUUCGAUUUAAUAAAAUGACAAAGAAA
Molecule: messenger RNA, 2659 nt
Organism: Drosophila innubila
Lineage: Eukaryota; Metazoa; Arthropoda; Insecta; Diptera; Drosophilidae
Gene: dnt
Product: tyrosine-protein kinase Dnt
Exons: 4
Coding region: 320-2074 (584 amino acids)
Biological process (GO): cell surface receptor protein tyrosine kinase signaling pathway; multicellular organism development; axonogenesis
Cellular component (GO): signaling receptor complex
Molecular function (GO): ATP binding; protein kinase activity
Source: RefSeq, a predicted model, not a curated record